Molecule: messenger RNA, 1811 nt
Organism: Pocillopora verrucosa
Lineage: Eukaryota; Metazoa; Cnidaria; Anthozoa; Scleractinia; Pocilloporidae
Product: protein PET100 homolog, mitochondrial-like
Biological process (GO): mitochondrial respiratory chain complex IV assembly
Cellular component (GO): mitochondrion; mitochondrial inner membrane
Source: RefSeq, a predicted model, not a curated record
UCCUCGUCCAAGAUGGCGAUCGGAUCGAAGAUAGAACUAGGACGGAUUGUUCUUUAUGUAUUUUUUCCUGUGGCAAUAUUCUUCUACUUUAAUAUGCCAGGAUCAUAUGAAGACUUCAUGACACAGAAGAAGAAAGAACUUUACCCACCAGAUGAAGAGUGCAAUAAACCUCCAAACACGACUGAAGGCUUAGCAAAAGCGUGGGAAAAAAUCUUAAAGGAGAAAAAAGACAAGACACAAAACUGAGAUAAUGAAGUGAUACCCAGAGUAUCAUCACAAGAAAUUGUGCGAACCACUCCAAAGAUAAGCUUUUUUUUUAUUUAAAGAUUAUUUACUGUCAGUUGACAAAUGAAUAACUGCACUAUACAUAGUAUUCAUACAGCAAUUCCAAAUGUAGCUUAUAAAAAUUAAGCAUCUUUUUUUAUAUGAAAAAAUAUAUUGAAUAGCACUCAGUGCUAUGAAAUGUUAUUUGUCAAUACAUAUGUUAGCUAAAUAGUUGUCAAUGCCAUUUGAGAAUCUUGCUCCCAACAUAAAGUGGUUCCUCUACCACUUCCUCCUCUUCUAUGGCUUCAUCCAACUUUAAACCCUGUACUCUAUAGCAUCAGUUUCCAUAUUCUCAAUACUUUAAUACAUCUUUGAGAAUGAUACAUAUUUGCCAACGGAAUUGUUGCUUUUUGUCAAUUAUUCUGAAUUGAAAUUAAUCUUCUCUAUAAUAGUUGAGAUUUCAGACAAAAAUAACUUUGUGCUACUGUCAACGCAAGUUGUUAAUUUAUCUUAACCCCUAUCGUUACAGAAUUGAACUCAAAUAUUUAAUGAUGUGUUGAUAUUGGAACUUAUGGUAAUCACUGGUUAAUUAUUUUAUAUAAAAAUAUUUUACUAUAGUUUCAAGAUGUUGAUUAGGUAUUGGAUAUAGGAGAAUUCUCCACCUACAAUGCAGAACUAUUCAACCAAACUUUGAUGACCUUAGUUCUCUCCUGUUACUUAACACUUUUUUGCUACUUCUAUAUUUCUUUGUGCAAACCCUUCAGUUUGCAUUCUUUAAGAAAUACCUCCCUCUCUGACACUUUCCCAAAUGUUAAUUCUUUGUCAUGGCCAGUGUAAAGUUUUUCAUGACUAAAAAUUACAGCUGCAAAGGGAAAUUCUUCAAAAUACACCCCUUACAUGAGGGAUCUACCAAGCUUAUAUAGCAACUGGAAACUGUGGAGUGGUUGGUAUUAGUUUGUCAGGGGAAUGCAGAUAGAAUUCACUGUUGCCCAUUGAGCUCUUCGGGGUUUCACAAUGCAUAUUGCCUGUUUUUGGUGUUUGAUGACUUUCCUCAAGGAGCUUCAGGACUUUAAUGCCCUGUUCAUGGAAUAGAAAGACAAAGGAAAACAAAAUGUUUCUAGGUUAAAAGUGAAGCAAAUUGAUAUGAAGACUGGAUUUCUUUAAUUUCGAUAUUUUGUACUUUUAAACUAUUUUUUUGUUUUCCUUAUUAAAGACAAUAAUAUUACAACUUUAAAGUUGCCAAAUUGUAACAGUAAUCCUCAAUCCCCCCAAGAAAAAAAGACUUAAAAACAUAACUGUUACUGGGUGGGUCUGGGUGACUGGAGUCUUAUUAGGUAACAUUAUAAGCUGAACAUUUAUAGUAACACCUAAGUUCACACACUGGAAAGCAAGAUAAGAGACAUUUUACCACUUCUGGUUUACCCUUUACUCAGAAACAUCAGUAUGCAUAUUCUCCAUACUGUUCACUACACAUUUCUUGAGGUGCUGUCAUGGAGAAUUUGUUUAACAAUUAAGAGCAUCUUUAGUUUUUGAUCAUUUACUUUAUU